This is a messenger RNA of Exophiala aquamarina CBS 119918, 1755 nucleotides long. RefSeq lists its product as uncharacterized. Bases 1 to 1755 code for a protein of 584 amino acids. The record is from RefSeq and is a predicted model, not a curated record. The transcript has 6 exons. Gene Ontology annotation, biological process: transmembrane transport. Gene Ontology annotation, molecular function: transmembrane transporter activity. NCBI's taxonomy places the organism in Eukaryota, Fungi, Ascomycota, Eurotiomycetes, Chaetothyriales, Herpotrichiellaceae.
AUGACCGAGAAGGCCACUGAUCUCGACCAUGGAACUCAGAUAUCUGAACGAGCUGUCCUAAGGCUCUCAGAGGAGCAUCCAUUAUCCAUGUCAGGAGUAAACAACGACAACACCAAGAAAGACAUACCCGCACUACCUGACGACUCUCUCGAGGACAAACGGAACUAUGAGUACCCUACUGGAUUCAAAAAGGCGUUCAUCAUAGGGCCAGUGACGCUGACGUAUUUCCUCUUCUUCCUCGAUCUCGCUGUCGUGUCGACAGCAACUCCAGCCAUUACGUCUCAGUUCGGCUCACUCGUCGAUGUCGGUUGGUACGGCGGGGCCUACCAGCUCGGCAGCUCAGCACUCCAGCCUUUGACGGGGAAAUUGUUCACUUACUUUUCCACAAAGUGGACCUUCCUCGGUUUCUUCUUCGUCUUCCUAUUCGGCUCCCUGCUCUGUGGCGCCGCCCAGUCAUCAUCAAUGCUGAUCAUAGGGAGAGCCAUAGCAGGUGCAGGUUCCUCGGGCAUCGGGAACGGCGCGAUGACCAUCCUCGCCGCCAUCUUGCCAGUGCGGGCACAGGCGAAAUUCAUGGGCCUCAAUAUGGGGCUAGGCCAGUUGGGUCUCGCGCUAGGUCCUAUUGUCGGGGGCUGCUUCACAGAGUACCUAUCCUGGCGCUGGUGCUUCUACAUCAAUCUCCCAAUCGGGGCAGUGGUGGCUGGGUUGCUAUUCUUCUGCGAGAUCCCCGAGCCGAAACCAAAGCCAACAGUGCGAGAAGUCCUAAGCACGGCGAUAAAAUCUCUCGAUCUGCCAGGAUUCAUGCUCGUCAGCCCAGCAGCGAUCAUGUUCCUUCUGGGAUUGCAGUACGGCGGCAACCAGUACGCUUGGAACAGCUCAACGGUGAUUGGGCUGCUGGUCGGUGCAGCAGUCGCAUUUGUUCUCUUCCUCGUCUGGGAGUACAGCAAGGGUGACGACGCCAUGGUCCCCUUCGCUAUGCUGAAGCACCGGAUCAUCUGGUCUGCCACUGGGACGAUGUUCUUUCUCCUGGGAAGUAUUCUCGUCGCAGAUUUUUACCUCGCCAUCUACUUCCAGGCUGUUCAUGACGAUUCCCCCGUCAUGAGUGGUGUGCAUAUGUUACCGACAACAGUAGGUAUGGUGCUGUUCACCAUGACCUCUGGUGUAAUGAUUGGAGUGCUUGGCUACUAUCUCCCAUGGCUUCUUGCUGGAAGCUCGAUAUCGGCCAUCGGCUACGGUCUUCUCUCACUCUUGGCACCUACCACACCAGCCGCGAAAUGGAUUGGAUACCAAGUCUUUUAUGGGGUCGGCGGUGGUGCAAUGGCCUCAGGAACAUACGUCGCAGUCCAGAACCUGGUCCCUCCACCGCAGAUCCCUAUAGCCAUGGGUAUAAUCAUAUUUUCCCAGAACAUGGGUGGUGCAGUAUUCUUGGUUGCCGCCAAUGCGAUUUUCAGCAACAGCCUGCGGAAACAACUGCUGCAGCGCGUUGAGGCCAUCAAGAUCGCUCCAGAUAUCAUCAUCGGCACUGGAUUCCGCUCUCUCCGCAAACUUGUCUCAGGCGAUGCGCUGGCUGCCGUCCUGCACGCUUACAGCAACAGCAUUGACCAUGUCAUGUACCUCGGUAUUGCCAUCAGUGUGGCAACUUUCGCGUUCAGUUGGGGUCUUGGUUGGAAGGACAUUCGCGUAGAAAAAAAGCGCAUCGCUCUUCGGUCAUCUGAGGCACAGGGCAAGGAAGAGAUCCCAGAACCAGUGACCUUUUAA